Lichtheimia ornata is the source of this 948-nucleotide messenger RNA. RefSeq lists its product as uncharacterized. The record is from RefSeq and is a predicted model, not a curated record. NCBI's taxonomy places the organism in Eukaryota, Fungi, Mucoromycota, Mucoromycetes, Mucorales, Lichtheimiaceae. The transcript has 3 exons. Bases 1 to 948 code for a protein of 315 amino acids.
AUGAUCUAUUUCACGACCCCGAAUUGCAUCGAUUCAUGCCAAGAUGGAUAUCAGACAUGUGGUUAUGGUGAUGAUGAAAGGAUCGAAGAGUGGGAAAAAAGUAUCAUGCAAAAUAGCGAGGCAGUACCAAAGCAACUGAAGUUUAAUCUCCCUGCUCCUGAGUUGCCAUCCACUCAUCAAGCACUGGUCCAUCCUUUGGCCCCUUGCCCACCAAAUGUGGAUAGUCCCCCAGCUCCUCUCUAUUACCAUGCACAGCCUCAAGUCAAGAAGCGCAAGGUUAGUCCUGAGGUCCCUGAGGUCCCUGAAAGUGAGAAGAAAACUCGCUUUUAUACCUUUCUUGCACAUCAAGGUCCUGUUCAGGAGGUGGAUGAAGCCAUCUGUGGGCUUUUAAGGAAUGAGCUUACCAAUUUAAAGCUUUUCCCUGGUUUGAUUGAUGCGAAGCUCGAAGAUAUCACAUGGUAUCAUACAAGGGACCUUGAUUCAUUGACUGUUGCUGGAAUGGUGACCCCAGGAACUGCAGCAUUCCUAGAGAAUAUGAAGGCUAUUUUGUUCUGUGUGAUCAAUAGCUCACGUCACCUGAAGGUCAAGAAUAAGGUAGAUGUUGAAGACAAGGAUGAUUACGAGAUCAAGCAUACUAUUUAUCCUUUGCAAGUGUAUGCUAAUUUCUUACGAAAUAGCUUAUCACCAGUCUUUCAAAAGGGUAAGGAGCCAUCUGAGUCCUUUACCACAAAGGUUAACAAUGGUGGGCGUACCCUGAUUUGGCUGGUCUACCUAUAUGGUAUUGAAGUCCUCCUCUUCCCAAGCCAUUUCCAUUGGUCACAGCUUGGCAACCUGAGCCAGGCAGAUACCAAGGAGAUUGUCCUUUACAACAAUGGUAUCAGGAAACCACUAAGCACUUUGCUAUUUCCAUUUCAAAGCGCGGCUUUAAGCGAAAGCAAAAAUAAAUAG